AUGGCCAAGGCAAAUCUCGAAAAGGAGGAUCACCAGCGUGAUGCCGCUUUCAACAAGGCCAUGCACGGCAAGACCGCUGGGCAGGCUGCCGGUGUCUCUACCAUUCUGUUCAAGGAUAGGGAUGCCAAGAAGGCUGCCGUCGACGAGUACUUCAAGCACUUCGACAACAAGAAGGCCCUCAACGAGACCGAUGCCGACAGAGAGUCACGCACUAAGGAGUACGCAACUCUGACUAGACACUACUAUAACCUUGCGACAGACAUCUACGAGUUCGCCUGGGGCCAGUCCUUCCACUUCUGCCGCUACUCGGUCGGCGAGUCCUUCUACCAGGCCAUGGCCCGCCACGAGCACUACCUCGCCCACUGCAUCGGCAUUGAGGAGGGUAUGAAGGUCCUCGACGUUGGCUGCGGCAUUGGUGGACCGGCUCGAGAGAUCGCCAAGUUCACUGGCGCACACAUCACCGGCCUGAACAACAACGACUACCAGAUCGACCGUGCCACGCACCACGCUGCCAGGGAGAAGCUGUCUAACCAGCUGAAGUUCGUCAAGGGAGACUUUAUGCAAAUGUCGUUCCCCGACGAGACCUUUGAUGCCGUCUAUGCGAUUGAGGCGACGGUCCACGCGCCCAGCCUGGAGGGCGUCUAUGGCCAAAUCUUCCGCGUUUUGAAGCCCGGCGGUACCUUUGGUGUGUAUGAGUGGCUGAUGACGGAUGCCUAUGACAAGGAGAACCCCGAGCACCGUGAGAUCCGCCUGGCUAUCGAGCUCGGCAACGGCAUCUCAAAUAUGGUCAAGAUCUCGGAGGCUUUGGACGCCAUGAAGGCCGUUGGCUUUGAGCUCAUCCGUCAUGAGGACCUAGCACAGCGCCCCGACCCCAUGCCGUGGUACUGGCCCAUUGCUGGCGAGAUGAAGUACAUGCAGUCAGUAGGCGACUUCUUCACCAUUGUGCGCAUGACGCACACCGCCCGAAUCUUCACCCACGGCUUCGCGGGACUGAUGGAGUGGAUCGGCCUGGCCCCGGCUGGCACCAAGAAGACGGCAGAUGCGCUCAGCACGGGAGCCGACGGCCUGGUCGCCGGUGCACGGCAGAACCUGUUCACACCGAUGUACCUGAUGGUCGGCCGGAAGCCGCUCAACUAG
Molecule: messenger RNA, 1137 nt
Organism: Phaeoacremonium minimum UCRPA7
Lineage: Eukaryota; Fungi; Ascomycota; Sordariomycetes; Togniniales; Togniniaceae
Product: putative sterol 24-c-methyltransferase protein
Exons: 4
Coding region: 1-1137 (378 amino acids)
Biological process (GO): ergosterol biosynthetic process
Cellular component (GO): endoplasmic reticulum
Molecular function (GO): sterol 24-C-methyltransferase activity
Source: RefSeq, a predicted model, not a curated record